UAUCACAAAGUUAGUUAAUUUGUUUAAUGCACUUUCUUACUGUGCUGCCAAAGACACAGUCUCAAUGGUUUAUAGUGGGUUCUGGAAAAUAGCUCUGUCACGUAAUGUUGCUACAUUAUGAAAAGGGUCAAAUGUCACAUAGACAACAACUUUGUUCUUAUGGAUAGUCUUUUGCUUUUUCUCUUAUUGCUAGAUGUCCUGUAAUAAAGGGGAUUCCAGACAAUCAAACACAGAAAAUCACUUUCAAGGAGCUGAUGCCAUGGUACUGGAGAGUGUGAUGUUUGCCAUCCUGGCCGAGAGGGAGCUUGGGCCCAAGCUCUAUGGCAUUUUUCCACAGGGGAGACUGGAACAGUUUGUCCCUAGUCGAAAAUUGUCCACAGAUGAGCUGAGUGUCCCUGGUAUAUUUGCUGAGAUUGCUGAAAAGAUCACCAGAUUUCAUGGAAUGAGAAUGCCCUUCAACAAGGAGCCAAAGUGGCUGUUUGGCACCAUGGAAAAGUACAUGGAUCAAGUGCUUCAGCUCACCUUCACCAGGGAGCACCAUCUACGAAACUUCUCCCGCCUUUUGAGCUACAACUUGCCUCAAGAGAUGGACAGUCUCAAGUGUCUACUUGAAUCAACUCCCUCUCCUGUUGUUUUCUGCCACAAUGACUUGCAAGAAGGAAACAUCUUGCUCCUGAGUAGCCGUGAGAACACAGACAGACAGAGGCUCAUGUUAAUCGACUUUGAGUACAGCAGCUACAACUACAGGUCUGUAAUAUUCAUAGUCACAUCCAUUCCUCACAUGCUCUAUCAGAAGAAGCACAUGCAGCUAAAUUCUAAGAAAACUGCCUGGUUUUGUAACGGCCAGAUGUUGAUGGGAAUUAAUUUGGAACACUUGGGGUGCCCCAUUUCUAAGAAGGGACCUCUAGACGUUGAAGGCUCUGGCAAUGAUCCCACACUGUUGCUAGGGUACUCACAUUCUUGCGUGUGCUCAAACACAGGUCUCAAAGAGGAUCCUCAGGCAAAUAAGCUCCAAACUGUAACACGUUCUUUUAGGAGCCUGGUGGGGGUUCUGUAUCGGCAAGAGACUUCCCAAACGUUCUUUCCAUCUGUAAUUUGUGAACUCAAUGCUCUCUCGUUUAGGUUCGCUCUGGCCUCCCAUUUCUUCUGGGGAUUGUGGUCCGUGAUCCAGGCCAAAAUAUCAACUAUUGAGUUUGGGUACAUGGAGUACGCCAUGGCCAGAUUUGACGCGUACUUUGAGCUGAAAAAGAAGCUCAGGGUUUAAAGAAAACAUGCAGAAAUUCCCAACGGACAGUAGGAAGAGGGAACAACUGCUCAUAUGGUGUCAAGAAAAGAGCGGCGCAAAUUUUGACUGUGUUUAAAAGAGGAUGCUCUGCGUCUGUAGUGAUUCAACCGUGCUGCAUGGACCAAAAUCAAUGCAACAUACAUAUUUAAAAAAAGGCCCUGUGCAUUGAGUGUCCCCAUAUGCUGAUUCUCAGUGUUUACAAGUUUAAGCUUCUCACAUUUAACACACCAGCCUGAGCUUCUGGACAGAGAAGAAUAACAAGGUCACAGGGGAAAAUAUUUUACACAGCUGCAAUUUGAUUCACAAGUCAAAGAAUGGAGUGGUGGAAAGUUCGUCAUACUAACUUCAGCCUUGUGGUGUUUCUUAUCACCUAGUCAUGUAGUGUUAUCUAUACAACCGGUGAUAGAAGAUGUGCUGCGAAAGAGUAAGGUUCAAAAACUGGACCUGUAACCAGAAGAUGGUAACAGACCAAACGAUGUUAACACUGCGCUUCUGAUGAUUCAGUAUUGUGUUUGUUUCCAUUUCUGUUUCCAUUUUUUGGGUGUUUUUUUUACUGGAUGAUUUACCUCUUUUGUACUUCUAUUAGAUCAUGUCUUGUUUGAUGUCUGUUUCUAGUAGAUCCGCAUGUUGUGAAGUGAAAUACCUGUGGGACCGCACCAUGUGCGUGUAGUAUGAAAUAUCUGUCUUAACAUUGGAAAACUAUGGUUUUGACCAUAGUGAUGUCAUUCACCUCUUGUUAGAGGUGCUCGUUUAUUUUAUAAGAAUUUGAUAAGUAUGAGAUUACCCGCCUGUAUCUGAUUUGAUACUGAAUUGAUAACUGUUAGAUAUUAAUAUAAAACUUUAUAACAGUUGAUCUUAAAAUAACAGCCUUUUGUUUAAUAUAACGCUUAUUAUAACAGUUGGUCUGAUUACAAUUUCACAGUGAACGUUUAUGAAUGUUUAUUCUCCUUUUCUUUUUUUAGAAUGCUAUAAAAGUGUUUUACGACUGAACAAUAUUCACUUAGUUUUGCAUUUUAGUUCAACUUAUAGCCUUAAAUUGCGGUAAAGAUAUUGUUUAUUUUUUCAUAUAUUUGAAAUAUAGGUAUUGUAAUACAAUAUUAUUAAGGCAGUCUUGCUUUUUUUUGCUAAUGGUAAUGUCGAAGGCACUUUCUGAAACAGUUCUGUGAAAAAGUUGUAUUAAUUGCAAAUGUAACUUUUCUAUUAUUUUUCUGCAACGGAAGUUGUAUUUUUCUUAAGAAAGUGUUCUGUGUCCUUACUGAAAUAAUACAAGUGGAUCUCUUGGCCCUUUUUUAACUGUAGUAUGCUGGUGAUCAAUUGAUUUCUGUUUUCACAUAUCACGCACAUAUCUUAAAUCAUAUAAAAUAAAAUAAAUAUAUUUAUUUACAUGUUCCUAUGUAACUGGUCUCUAUGAAUCUCAAUUUUUAGAACAUUAGUAAACAGAAAGGAAAAGUGAAAGUAUAGUGUUGAUGUUAAAAAAAAUUGAAAUAAUAAUUGAAUGAUUCUGUUUUUAAAAUCAGUUGUUUAUCUAGACAAGCUUUACUAACUUAUUCAUCUGUUAACAUCAAUAUAAAGCAUCUGAUGCUUGUUCUCGCUAAAUAUCUAUUAAAUGUACAAAUAUAAAAAAUGAGGAAUAGAAAAUACUAAAGACUUAAGUGAAACCAUUCAACAGGUUGUAAUGUACUAAUUUAUGCUUGCAUAUGACUGUGAAUAAAGGGUUGUAAAA
This is a messenger RNA of Sinocyclocheilus grahami, 3008 nucleotides long. RefSeq names its product choline kinase alpha-like. The coding region runs from base 194 to 1264 and encodes 356 amino acids. The record is from RefSeq and is a predicted model, not a curated record. Gene Ontology annotation, molecular function: choline kinase activity; ethanolamine kinase activity. Gene Ontology annotation, biological process: CDP-choline pathway; phosphatidylethanolamine biosynthetic process. Gene Ontology annotation, cellular component: cytoplasm. NCBI's taxonomy places the organism in Eukaryota, Metazoa, Chordata, Actinopteri, Cypriniformes, Cyprinidae. The transcript is spliced from 9 exons.